AUGAACAUUGCAGCAUUCAAGAGCACACCUCGCCUUCCUGCACUCGGGAAGCGCCGGUCCAUUUGCUGCCGGGCAGGAACUGGCUUUGGCAAGGCUCAGGGCAGGAAAGAUGCUUCAAAAUCAUCCGAUUCAGGAAGCGGUAUUUACACCGCCCCUCGAACUAAAAAACGGGUGAACCUGGCGGAGGAGCUCGGCAACAUUAAAGAGGAGGUCGCGCCAGCUGAACGCGGCAACACAGAUCCUGAUCGCGAUCUUACCAAGGGCAACUGGUUUGAGCUGGCGAAGCUCAGUGACUUUGCUGGCGACAAGAAGCGAAAGAUUUGCGAAUUGAAGGCAAGUUGGCAGUUCUUGGGGUACCCCGCCACCGGCAGCAAGAAGACUGUCGUACUUCAUAUGUUCAAGGACACGCUAUACGCCAUGGACGCCUUCUCCACCGCUUAUCAAUACCCGCUGAUUGACGCUAAGCUGGAGGACGGCCCCGAGGGACCCACCAUCGAAACCCCCCUGGAUGGCACCGUGUACGAACUCAAGACAGGCAAGGUACUCAAGUGGUGCCCCUCCGACGGGUCUCCGGUUCGAGGCUUCCUGCGCACGCUCAAGGCCAGCGUGACGCCGGUGCCGCUGCCCGUGUACCCCGUGGUGGUGCAGAGGGAUGGCAGGGUUAUGCGCCAGCUACGGCUCCGAUGGGGGCGCCCCAGCGGUGACGGCCGCUCCGGCAGCUGCUGUGACCGGCCCGCCGGCAGGGUCAUGUACGGCCACCAGCACGACGUCGCUGCAAACCAGCGCUACCACCUGGGCUUCGUUGGUAUCUUGGUUUCGGAGGCUGGUAGCGGAGCAGUACCUUCCGAUGAUGUUGCUGACGGCGCUGCUGGCAGCGGCCCUCCAGCCCCCGUGGCGGGGGCACUGCCGCUACAGCCGCCGGGACUGGCCCUGGGUCUGUUGGUGUUCGCCUGCAUGCCCACCACGCUCUCAAGCGGCGUUGCACUAACCCAGGUCCUCGGCGGCAACACGGCCCUGGCGCUACUCCUCACCAUCUCAACCAACAUGGCCUCAGUCUUCACAUUGCCCUUCGUGCUACCCUGGGCGAUGAAGGUGGCCACGGGGGGGAAACGCAGGGUUUUACGAGGGGGGAAUGGGGGUAGAAGGGGAGGGAGGGAGGGAAGGGUUGCCGGUGUAAAAGGGAGGCAUCUGCAGCCUUGGGCGGCUUCGGCGCCUGCAGCGGCGGCGGUGCUGGCGUGGGGGCCAGCGGAGGUUUGGUCGUACAACUGGAUCCUGUACCGUUGCUGCUCCAGCUGGUUCAGUGUAUUUUGGUUCCCGCUUGCAUCGGAGCCGGAGUGCGCGGUGUUCUGCCAGGUCAGCAAGGCGCUAUCUCAAGGUGUGGUUGUGGCCCCCGGGGCCCUGGCGGCGGCGGUGAGCAGCUCCCUCGUGCUGCAUGCGGCGUACCUGGCACUGAAUGCGACAGCAGCGCAGGUGUUUCAACUGGGUGGUUCUGACCCACGGGUCGCUGCUCCCACGCGACGUGCGGUGGUGGUAGUGGCCAGCCAGAAGACGCUUCCCGUGGCGAUGGCGGUGCUGGGGCGGCUGGGGCCCGUGGUGGGGGCGGAGGCGGCUGGCUGUGCGGCCGUGACGGCUGUGUUCAGCCACCUAGCUCAGACAUGUGUUGACUUUUGGCUAGUGUCGAGGUGGCUGGACCGCAUCAGAAGACGCGAAAACCAGCUGGCAGCGACAAGGCAACUGGGAUCUGCAGCCACGGGGCUCGACGGCUGUGCCACGGGGCUCGACGGCAGCAGCUGCAGUGGCGGCGUCAGGGGUGUCAAUGGCGAUGAUGGCGAUGGUCCCGCGGCGUUCCGACUGCAGCCAGGAGCUGGUUGA
Messenger RNA from Volvox carteri f. nagariensis, 1872 nucleotides. RefSeq lists its product as uncharacterized. Lineage: Eukaryota; Viridiplantae; Chlorophyta; Chlorophyceae; Chlamydomonadales; Volvocaceae. The record is from RefSeq and is a predicted model, not a curated record. Gene Ontology annotation, cellular component: chloroplast envelope. Gene Ontology annotation, molecular function: 2 iron, 2 sulfur cluster binding; nitrite reductase [NAD(P)H] activity. The transcript is spliced from 13 exons. The coding region runs from base 1 to 1872 and encodes 623 amino acids.